Messenger RNA from Microplitis mediator, 1513 nucleotides. RefSeq names its product putative ankyrin repeat protein RF_0381. The record is from RefSeq and is a predicted model, not a curated record. The coding region runs from base 215 to 1423 and encodes 402 amino acids. The transcript is spliced from 2 exons. Gene Ontology annotation, molecular function: protein binding. Lineage: Eukaryota; Metazoa; Arthropoda; Insecta; Hymenoptera; Braconidae.
CGCAAAUGACAUUGAAAUUGAUAAUCGACUUAUUUUAGAGUUUGCAAUUGUAAAACUUGUAAACACGUGAGCAUGUGAACUCUUUAUAAAUGUAUCGUUUUGUAACAUUAUGAGAUUAUAUAGAUUUGAAUUAUCAACAAAUUACCAUCAUUGACUACAUAAUAAUUUUACCUUAACUAUCGGAAUAAUAUAGAAUAAUUUAUUGGGAAAAACAAUGAGUCGAGAUAAAAAAAAAUUAACUUUUGGCGAAGACCUAGAUCUUAAAGCAAUCAAAGAUUGGAUAGAAAAAAAAGGCAUUGAUGUUAACUCUAUUCUAACUUAUUGCGAAGAAAGAAAUUGGACUUUUGUUCAUAUAGCUGCUGAUACUUCUAAUGAAGAAUUGUUAGAUUACUUAUUAAAGAAAAAAGCAAACUUAAAUAUCAACAAUGAUGACUGGGGUACACCUCUUCACAUUGCUGUGACUCGUGAAAAUAUUAGAAUUGUCAAAAAGUUAAUCGACAAUGGCGCGGAUAUAAACAGUCCAAGAGGUUCCUUUGUUUGGACACCGUUACAUACGGCGAUAGAAAGUCUCAAUAAUGAAGCGAUCAAAUUAUUGAUAGAUAAAGGUGCUGACGUAAAUGCUGCUUGCGAUGAUGAGAUAAGAACCGGUUGCACACCCCUACAUCUUGCAAUUGAAACAAAUAAUGAAGAGAUAGUUGAAUUACUUGUGAAAAAAAAUGUCGAUGUCAAUGCCAAAAUAAAAUUAUUCAGUUGGCCAAUUUUUUCUGCUUCAACUCUUGGGAACCCCAAAAUAAUUGAAACUCUCAUUAGACAUGGUGCUGAUAUUAAUUUGCCCGUUGAGGAUAAAGACUCUCCGUACUAUCGGUUCACAUCACUUCUAAUUGCCGUUAUAUUUAAGCAUCGUCAAGCUGUAAAGAUUUUAAUAGAAAAUGGUGCCAAUAUUGAUGCUGUCACUGAUCAAGAAGAUACUGCGCUUCAUCUUGCUGUUUUACAUCCCGACGAUGAGAUUGUCCAGGAACUACUUAACGCUGGUAUAGAUGUUAAUAAACUUAAUAGUGAAAAUAAGAUAGCGCUUGAUUACUGCGAUGAUGAAUCAACAUGUGAAUUACUAAAAAAACAUAUUGUUAAAUUGAAAACAGCUGGGGUAUUUGUGCAUAAAAAAAAUUUUAAUAUCAUACUUGAAGAUGUAAAGUUAAAAAAUUUACGGUUCAAAUGUCUUGAGGAAAUUAAAAAAAUGGAAACUACUCACAUUGGGGUGGAUUUGACGUUUAAUGAAUUAAUGAAUGAUGUCGAGAGUAAGUUGACAGCAUCAAAACAACAUUAUGAUGAGAUAUUAAUGAUUCCCGAGAGUACAAUUAUGAAAAAAUUUCCUUUGUAUGCCAAUCUACUGGUUAGUCGUUUGAAUAAAAUUGUAAAAAAAUAAACAAUUAUAGAUAUUGAGAGUUAUGUAAUUAUAAUUUUGUAUGUAUGUUGGUUCAAUAAAAAAAAUGUUCGUUGAACAAAAAAAAUAUUA